UAUAUAUAUAUAUAGAGACACACACAACAUCAAGUUUUAUAUUUGAAACAAAAAUUACAAUCCUUGUUUUCAAUAGAUAAUGUACGGAGGACGAGAGGCUCAAAAUACUUGCUGUCCACACAAUUAAAUAAAUCCCUGCUACACCCCCUUUCUGCCCCAAUUCCCUUUACCUUUUUCUUUCACCCUUGCAAAUACAUAGUUCCCACUGUUAUGCAAAAGAUGAUUGCCCUCAAAUCCAUUCAUCCUUCCUUCAGUACUACCUACAUCAAGUAUAAUAUCCACUGCAGAAGACUAUUCAGCACAAGAAGUUCAAUUUUGUGCCUCUGCAAGUCCAAUGAGUCAGAUUCCCAAGCUCCCCAACCUGGAGAUACUCGUAAACAAGAGCUGCUAGCCCAAAUUGCCAUGCUUCAAGCUCAGAAAGUCCGUGUUACAGAUUAUCUAGAUGAGAGAUCUGCAUAUUUAGCCCAAUUUGGUGAAGAAGCCAACGCUGAGUUUGAAAAGAUUGCAGAAGAUGCCCUCAAAGGAUUAGACGAAGCUGGUGCCAGAAUAACAGCAAACAUAGAGAGUCAGAUGCUAGAAUUCGAGGAAUUAGCAGAACUUAACAGACAAGAGAUUCAGAAGCGUGAAAACAAACUAGAGAAGUUUGAAGUUCAAAUGGAGGAUGACAGAAACGAAGGUCUAUUCUUUAAGAACCUCAGAAAGAAGACACCUGUUGAUAAAGCAAAAGCCAAGGAGGAGGCAGAAAGAAUCAAAGAUGUAACAAGAGAAAAAGCUGGUAGCAAAACCAGGAAAAACAUUUACCUCUUCUUCAUUGGCCUGCUGACCUUUAUAAUAAUUGAUUCUAUUGCCUCGUCAUCAACUGAUUGGAGAAAAAUAGCAGUUUUUGGAGCUAUUCUUGUAGGUUUAAUUUCUCAGUUCAUCUAUGAACAAAAUAUGUCAUCAGAAACUGUAACAAGAAAGACCAAGAAUGAAGAGAAAAAUAACUGAAGUUCAAUUUUUAAUGUUAUUCACUGCACGUUUCUGGAAAAGACAGUAUUAUCAAUGGAUAUGGCGUGAUGUAAUAACCCCAAGUAAAGGCUUAAAACUUGGGCCUGAUAACAUCACGCAGCUUUGCUUUGGCAUCAACAACAGCAGUUGUCGGUGAUAUCACUACAAUCACCACAAUCUGAGUAACUGGAUUACCAUGUGAUGCUGAUGAAAUUGUUUACAUCCUAUGUUAACACAGAAAAACAUGCUUUUCUUAACAUCAUAGCUUUUAGAAAUG
Messenger RNA from Gastrolobium bilobum, 1264 nucleotides. RefSeq lists its product as uncharacterized. The coding region runs from base 211 to 987 and encodes 258 amino acids. The transcript has 2 exons. NCBI's taxonomy places the organism in Eukaryota, Viridiplantae, Streptophyta, Magnoliopsida, Fabales, Fabaceae. The record is from RefSeq and is a predicted model, not a curated record. Gene Ontology annotation, cellular component: chloroplast.